Molecule: messenger RNA, 2599 nt
Organism: Paramisgurnus dabryanus
Lineage: Eukaryota; Metazoa; Chordata; Actinopteri; Cypriniformes; Cobitidae
Gene: itm2ca
Product: integral membrane protein 2Ca
Biological process (GO): negative regulation of amyloid precursor protein biosynthetic process
Cellular component (GO): extracellular exosome; plasma membrane; Golgi apparatus
Molecular function (GO): amyloid-beta binding
Source: RefSeq, a predicted model, not a curated record
CGCGCCUGCCCGUUUCGUGUCGCGCGCAUCAUCCCAGCGUCGCGCCCGCUGUGACUUUAAGGGCGAUUUUCAUGUUAACGUAUAUAAAUAAAUAACACAUUCUUCCGGUGCCCUAUAACAAACAGCAAACACAGUGUGUCAAAGGACAAGGCCAGGAGGGGAUCUACGCCCAAAAAACCACCGUUUAUUUCCCAGCAUCAUGGUGAAGAUCAGCUUUCAACCCAUCACGGGACAAAAAGCCGAGAAAGAUGAUAGUGAUGGAGACAAGACGCAAAUAUUCAUCCAGCAUCCCCCAAACUUACCACACGUUGAAGAGGAACUGGUCCUGCCUGUGGGACGGAAACGCUCAUCUCUGAGUGGACUCUGCUGUCUGACAACAGCACUCAUUGUCUUUACCUGCAGUCUGAUAUAUGCUUCAAUAUAUAUCUACCGAUAUUACAUCAUUCCUCAGGUUCCGGAUCAAAGUCGCUUCCACUGCCGUGUGGUGUAUGAGGACUCUGUGUCUGCUCCGCUGCGAGGGUCUCAUGAGAUGGAGGAGAGCGUGGGGAUUUACUUGAAAGAAAAUUAUGAGCAAAUCAGUGUGCCUGUGCCUGACUUCUACAACACAGACCCUGCUGAUAUCAUUCAUGAUUUCCACAGGGGUCUGACAGCCUACCAUGACAUCGCUUUAAAUAAGUGUUAUGUCACUGAGCUCAACACCACUGUGGUUAUGCCACCUCGUAACCUCUGGGAACUGCUUAUAAACGUCAAGAAAGGGACUUAUUUGCCACAGACAUACAUUGUCCAAGAAGAGAUGGUUGUGACUGGUCGUGUUAAUAACAUGCACCAGCUCGGACGUUUUAUCUAUCGUUUGUGCAAUGGUAAAGACACGUACAGGCUCCGCCGUCGCACCUCACGCCGUCGUAUCUCCAAGCGUGAUGCACAGAACUGUCACCGUAUACGUCACUUCGAGAACACGUUUGUGGUGGAGACGGUGAUUUGUGACAACCCAUAGGCUGCCUGACCCUUUGCCCCUUCCCAUUCCUGAUGAGAUCACAUUGUUGGUCUGAGUAGCCACUCCCCUUUGACACUCUUGUCAUUAAAUCACAGUCAUUCUCUCUCUUUCUUUUUAAUGUCUCUCCGUAAUCUGUUAUUCACAAGAUGUGUUCUCUAACGCUGUCUAUCACCGCUGUUUUUGCAAAUUGGCAAAAAUAAUCACACAAAUAACGCUUUUUACACAGUGCACUUAUCACAGUAGCAUCAUGAAGUCUUAAAGCUAAAGUGAGUCACUAUUUGCAUCACUAGCAGACAAUGUGAAAAUAGUGUUUGUUUCGAAACCAUUGGUUGAGAAAACCUCAAAAUACCACCAUCAAACUCGCAACAUUGUUUGGGCUGAUGUUGUAAUGUAAAGUUGCUCAAACAAAUGUCAUUUGGUGUCACUAGUGGUACAGAAAGGACACAGAUAAAAUACAUAAUAUCAUUUUUUUCGAAGUUGAUAAAAGUGUGAGGCAAAUGCGCACAAUUUCAAAGAGAAACCAAGCUGAAAAACUCGGAAUAUUUGACAUAAAGAAAAGACGGAAGUGUGUAUGUGAAGGUUCAUUUUAAUCGCAUGCAUUUUAUGUGAGAAGGCAGGGAAGUUUCUUUUUAAAGAACUUCCUUUAGCGCUGUGAAAUAUCUUUGCACAUUGUCAUUGUAGGGCGUGUUAACAAGUGUCAGCAGCUUUCGGGAUUAGCCAGUGUUGCAUUGCAAAACUUGCAUAACUACUGUUUUACGCAGCGUUCAGAUUAUAUCAAUGGGUUCCCCUAGCUAAGCCUCACCUCUUCGGUCAUUAUAAGGUCGCCGGGAUUGCACAAAGUAAGAUGUUAUCCUGGAUCAAUAUUUAUUAUUUAAGAAAUCUUUUGGAUUAGUUUAUUGUGAAAUAAUGGACAGUAUCGCUUUGUGGCAGAAUUUUAAAUAUUUUAAUUUUAAAUAAAAACCAGGGGGCCCCUUAUUUAUAUUUUUGUGCUUUAUUGGGGGUCCCUCCAUGCUCAUAGGAGGUCUGGGACCACCCCACUCCCCCCUCAAUUCGAACAUUAGUUUUACACCUAUACAGUCUACUUUAAAAACAUAUUAAACAAUACGAGAGCCUAGGUGUGAUUAACUGAAGUAAAGUUAUACUAUUAAUACCAAAUAGCAUUUUGGCGAGCAUGUCCAGAAUUUUUGGUUUAGCUUUGGUGCAUCGCUUCUCAUGGAUACUAUAAUUGAUCUUAAUGCUAAUUAAAAUGUCUGGUAAUGAAUCACAUUCAUGGUUACAUUUAUCAUACUUGUGCGCUCACUCACUUUCCUCCGUACCCUGUACUCGGUCUGCAAUGUCAUUUCAGUGCCCGCUUCCUGUGCAACUUCCCCUUUCAAUCUCUCUCACUUCUUUCUCUCUUUCUCUCUCUCUGCAUGCUUUUCAAGAGAGCACAUGCACAUGCAUUUGAGUAUUUUCUUAUGAGCGAAGCCUUAGGCCAGACUCAUGCCCUGGACUAAAGUAGCCUAUACUAUCUCAAAAGCUCUCUGUGUUUCCGUGUGUGUGUUAAAGUUCACAAACCUUGUCAAGUUUGGUAAAGCAAACAUGUAAAUAAACUUGUGUCAUGAA